Messenger RNA from Arvicanthis niloticus (Nile rat), 4268 nucleotides. RefSeq names its product spermatogenesis-associated protein 31A6-like. The record is from RefSeq and is a predicted model, not a curated record. Lineage: Eukaryota; Metazoa; Chordata; Mammalia; Rodentia; Muridae.
CUGAGAGCUGCACUGCGAUUCAGAAGAUGGGAAAUUUUCUCUUUCUGAUGAAUAGCGUUAAUGAAUUGUGGACGAUUCCCAGAUCCAUGUCCAUGGUAGUGGACUUGAGCUUUGCCUUUCUGUGUGGAGUGGGUCUCUUUUACCUACUAAUCCCAUUCCUGAAGGAGUAUCCAGAGUCACCACCAUCUAGGAGAGAAAAGAACACCCCAAAGGUGUUGAAGAGGGGGCAUAGCAAGCCCAGGAAGAAAACUGAUACUGUAAAACAUUUCAGAAACUGCCAAAGGAAUGUGCGGGUUACCCAGAAUGCAUCUCGACCUAUGCAAAGGCCCAUCCAGCAUCCUUUACUGCACUCCUCUCCCCAACCCUUCUGGUACUCGAAGGAGAGAUUGAAUCAGCUUUCUCUCCCUCAACUCUUUUCUUACCUCAAGGUCUUAGAAGUGCUUAUACAGCAGAAAUUUAACCAAAUUAUAUGGGGCAUAUCCUCUGUGCUCUCUGAGUCAGUUGUGGCUACUGCCUGGGUCUCCAAGAAAUCCUCAGGAGGACGUAAAUCUGUGAGGUUUAGCGAACCAAGUGACUCUACAGAAGAUUUAUCUCUCACUCAAGAACCUCCACAACUUUGCCAGGACCAGUCAUUGCCCCACCAAGUUGUGACACCAGGCUUGGUAGGUGUGACAGGGGUCCAAGAACUAGAAAACCUCCCAAGCUCUAUAACAAACCAAACACCUUCUUCAUUCCAAAGAAGGUACCGUAGAAGAAAAUGUCCCACCACUGAGGUAGGGAUACAGGCAUCCCUAACAAAUGUAAAUGAGCCCUGUCAACAGGAACUGAAUUGGAAAGACAUUGCAGGAGGUAAUAUCCAAAAAUGUCAAACAGACAUUAGCCAGCCUACUGACAACUUGUCCUGGGGCACCCUGCCCACUAAAGUUACGAGGUCAGCCUCCAUCCUUCCUGAGCAUUAUCAAAUGGUCCACCAUCAUGAGGAGCCACAGCAUGAAGAGAGGGAAAUUAAUGUGGGAGAACAACAAGGAACCCAUGUCAGAUUCCCCCCAUCUGGGGAACUGCCACAGCUUCAGGGAGAUUUGCAAACAAACAGUGAUGGUUAUUGCAAGAACCUGCCUGAACUCAACCAGCCUGCCCAACCAUCCAUCCUCAACUCCAAAAGCUACAAGUGCAGCCAGAAUAUGGGAUCCAUGCCCACAGGAGUUCCCUUAGAGAAGGUCAUAGCUAAGUCUGAUAUUCUUAGGAAGAGUCUCGAGGUUGGGGCCGAAGAUCUGACUUGCAAUUCAAGCAGCAUCCCUGGGAAGGGUCUGGAACCCAGGAAUCCUGCUCUGAAGACACAUGAGCUGCUCUCUAUAAACACUAGCCAGACCCUUUCCUUCCUUGAUCCAAAUACUAAAAUGAAGCUGGAAUCAAACGUCAAACAGCAUUUUGUGAUUCGCAAAAGGAGAUUACCCUGUGCUUCCAAGGCUGAAUACUACUCCAAGGCUGCCAUGAUUCUUGAAAAAUUGCAUCACCAAGAUCCAGGAGGGACAAGGGUAGAAACUGCAUCAUCUGCCAGGCUGCGAAGUCCUCUGUUUGAACACUCAUCUCCAGAAGCUCAGAAGACCCAAAGAGCCCCUCCAUCUUCUGCCAGCCAUGGGCCCUCAAGGAUCCAUCCAGAUCAACCACAGAGAAACCAGAGUGUUCAGCCCCGUGCUUUCUUCUUCCUCCAUGCAAAACAAAAGCAGAGCAGAACUAUCCAAGGAAUUGGAAGAGGCCUCCUGCAACCAAAUACUGGGCCAGGAAUGGACAAGCAUGCACCCUGGAAGCAGUCUGAAUAUAUGGUCUCAGAACAUACCUGUUUGACUGCAACAACUGUGGGCCCUGAAAACAGGGUCCCACCAUCAGUGGCCAAACAAACCUACACAUUGAACGUAAAAGAAGAGCCACCUUAUGCAUGGAGGGUGAGUCUGGGAUUCAGUGAGAUUCCCAAUGGGCAAGACACCAAUAUCACUCUCAAGGACUUUGAGUCUGCAGAGGCCAAAAGAAGCCAAAGCCUUCUCCAAACAUCUAACCCUCAAAACUCAGGGGACUUGGCUCUAAAAAUAAAAGAAUAUAAUAAUACUGACUUAAAAUCAAGUGAGCAACCACAGUCCUGGCCUAUGAUUCAUCAUCCAGAUGGCCCCAGUACCGUUCACACUACCCUGGUCAACUUGCCUUCACAAAACUCACUGCUCAACUUCCAGAAUGGAUGCCAAAAUGCCAAGACCUCACAGGAUUUAGGUGAUCUCCUCAUGAGUGUGGAUAAUCAGAAGUUCACAGACCAUAAAGAUAAGAUCGAAGCAAAGAAUGACAAUGUAUUUCAUCCCCCUGAAGUAAGACCCAAUAUUUUGAAAUCUGGAGACAUAAGCCAGGGAGAAAGCCUUGAGAAAGUAAGGCUUUCGACCCCAAGCUCCACCCAACUCUCAGCCAAGACUGGGAGUCAGUCUUCCCUUAAUAUAAUAGGAAAAAGAAAGGCUCCAUCUAAAAGUUCCUUGGAGAAUAUCUCAUGGAAUGCUAAACAAUAUGAAAACCUGAGCACAAAUUUCAAGGGUCAGGGGGAUUCUUUGAGGAAUGAAACCCCCCCACAGGUUAGUAAGCUACAGGAGGUAGUAGAUAGAGAAAAUAUCAUCUAUAAUACAGCAAUUGAACUACAAUCUCUCAUCAAUGUUCUGCUCCAGAACCUGGAGAAUAAUCCAGGUGACUCACCAAAACCCACCAGAGAUCCUGUGACCCAGAUACAAGAAUAUAAUGUAGAUUCAUCGAGAUUCCAGCUGGGUGAUUCCACCUGCUCUUCUGAGGGUCCCUAUGACCCAAACCAUAGCAGACCAGCAAGAGUGAGCAGUGGCCAUGCCAGCCCUGAAGAGCACAAGCACACUUUCACAUUCAGUAGUAGUGGAGACAAAGCACAGUCAGGCGUUGAUGCUCAGAGUGUCUGUGACCAACAUCUAAACAAGGUAAAGAAAGGAAUGUCCUUUGACCAGUACUCCACUCCCAUGAGGAAUGACAAUCCAUGUUAUAGGGAAGUUGGAGACAAGAAGGAGUCAGGUUUUGCUGAACAGACAGCUGGUGACGCAGGUCAAAGUGGAACGGAAACUGGAAUGGGAAGCUCUUCACACGGAAGCCCCAAGGGGCACAACAUUUCUUUAACAGACAUUAGAGACAAACACGAGCCAAGUGUUGACCACAAAGACUUUGAACCACAUAAAAAUACAAAGAAAGGAAUAGGCCGUGGUCAACAUAGUCCCAGAGAGAACCAUCCCAUCAAUGACGACAGGGGAAUUGGAGGCCAGGAGCAGUCAUCUGUUGCUGUCCAGGGAUCCUCUGACCCAGAUGAAAUUACAACAAAGAGUGGAAAGGAAUGUUCUCCACAUGGAAGCCCCAAGACACAUAAUCAUUCACACAGAUACAGAGAAAUUAGAAACAAAUCACAUCUCAUUGUUAAUGCCCAGAAAGCCUGUGACCAACUUCCCAACGUCCUGAAGAAAAGAAUGGCCUUUGAAAGCCUCCUCACUCCCAAGGGGAACAACCAUCCGUGUCGGCACAGGGAAACUGGAGACAAGCAACAGUUAGGGCUUGCUGACCAGAGAUCCUGUGACUCAGAUAAAAGUACAAGGAGUGAAAUGAGCUCCUGUUCACACAGGAGUCCCAAAGGGCACAAACUAUUAUUCAGACACAGAGAAAUUGAAGAAAAAACACUGUCAUGUGUUAAUGCCAAGAGAACCAGUGACCAACAUCCAAACAGUGUGAAGAGAAGAGGCUUUGACCACCUCCCCACUCCCAAGGGGCAUAAACAUGUACACAGUUACAGAGUAAUUGGAGAUGGGCAGAAGUCGGGUCUUGCUGACCAGAAAGCCUGUGACCCAGGUCAAACUAAAAAAAGUAGAACAACUGGCUAUCAAUAUAAAUGCCCUGAGGGGUACAACUUUUUAUUGAGAUAUGGAAUAAUUGAAAACAAACAGCAAGCAGACAUUGUCCUUAGAGCCUCUGACCCACAUAAAAAUACAAAAGAAGGAAUGAGACAUGGUCAACCUAUGAGUCCCAAAGUGAUCCAUUCAGUUAAGGACAGGAGAAGUCUGGAGGCCAGGACCAGUCAGGUGUUGCUGUUCAGGGAGCCUCUGUCCUGAGGUAGACCUUACCAGGAGUGUCCAAAAAGUAGGUACCUCAGGCCAUCUUGGCCUUCCCAUACCAAGAAACCUUCCCGAAGAUGUCCCAUCUGCCCAGCCAUUGUUUUACCCUAUGGUUUCAUG